Messenger RNA from Suhomyces tanzawaensis NRRL Y-17324, 1861 nucleotides. RefSeq lists its product as uncharacterized. The transcript has a single exon. Bases 101 to 1612 code for a protein of 503 amino acids. NCBI's taxonomy places the organism in Eukaryota, Fungi, Ascomycota, Pichiomycetes, Serinales, Debaryomycetaceae. The record is from RefSeq and is a predicted model, not a curated record. Gene Ontology annotation, cellular component: nucleus.
UUAAGGAAUGUACUUAGUGAUCACGCGACGAAUCACGUGUGCUCGUACAUCCUUUAAAGUGUAGCUCAUCAGAGAUUAGGAGUAUCACUAGAAUACAGGCAUGAACGGAUUAUAUAAUGAGGUAGCUCCAGCGAGUCUAGGAGGGGCAAAGCGUAAGAAAGAAAAAGGGGUUCAGUCUUCCGGAGGUCCAGCUGCCCAAUCUAGUAAAUCGAAGCACAAUAAGAGAUCUUCCAAAAAUAAGAAUCAAUCUAAACCUCCAACGGGUUCUCAACAACAGGCAAGUCAAAACACAAAUGCUCCUGGAGAAUGGCCCCCAAGUUUGCACCAGUUUGUGGUUGAAUGCUUCACAAGGUCAAACCAACGGCUCACCGAAGAUCAAAAACCUCUUUUCAACAGACAACUACAAUUAUUGAUAGAGAAAGCUGUGAGUUUGAACUACGUCUUUGAAAAUAAUUGGCUGAUACAAAAGUUACCCAUAUUAGAUGGCACAAAGGAACUUGAGUUAGAAUGUGAAAGGAGGAAGGCUCUAGAAGCUGCUGGUCUAACCACCAGCAGACCUACGAACGCCCUUGCCAAUGAAAAGAAGCAAGAUACGCCCACACUUAACUAUACAAACUUGAAGCGCUCUGGUGACUUUGACUCAGCGUCUAGAAAGAAACAAAGAAGCCAAAGAUUUGAGUCUGCCAUUCCUAUCACCACGGAUACAACGCCAUACUCGAGCAAUUCUACAUCCCCGGUGUUCAUUGGAACUUGUCAGAACCUUGAGAAAAACUACUUGAGAUUGACCUCUGAGCCCAUACCAGCGCUAGUAAGACCUCAAGAAGUUUUAAUUAAAAGUGUCAGCUUCAUCUUAAAAAAGUACAGAGAAUCAAACUCCUAUACUUACGUCAUAAAUCAAUUUAAGUCAAUCAGACAGGACUUAACAGUACAGCAUAUUAAAAAUGACUUCACAAUCUACGUUUACGAAUUAAAUGCCAAGGUCUCCUUGGAGAAUAAUGACUUGGGGGAAUUCAAUCAAUGCCAAUCACAACUUAAAUAUCUAUACUACUUGAAAAGAAAGAAUGAGCCAUCACUACAAUUGAAAUUUUUCCGAUGCGAGCUUGAGUUCUUGGUAUAUCGUACCAUUUACAUGAUUAUUACUAACAACCAUAGCGAGAUUUACAAGAUCAAACUAAAGGUAGAACAGUCCUAUAAAUCGUUCCUGAAAGAUCCUUCUGAAAAAGAUUGGUUUCAGUUUCUUCUCAAUUUAUUCAAGCUAAAUCAAGAUCUCUUAUUGGAGAAUUACUAUAGCUUCUUCAAAUUAUUCGAACAGUUCAGCAAAUUACUGGAGCAUAAACUAGGUUACCAAUUGAUUAAGAACUUUAUUGUAACAAAGACGAGGGUGAAGGCAUUGUGGUCUACUAGUAAAGCGUACAGAAAGAUAAGUAAUCUGGUAAUAAUCGAAAGACUUGCAUUUGAAAACGACCUUGAAUUCAAAGAAUUUUUGGACAAAUACAAGUUGGGUGAUUUUAAGGGUGAAAUCGAUUUCGACUGUUUGGGUGCAAGGGGGGUAUUGACGGGUAUAAUUAAUACAGCUGGGUUCAAAAAAGUUGACAUUAAAGGGCAAAUAUGAUUCUAAGCACUGUUUGGUCCGAGAUGGGGACCACGAUACGUUAAUAACUACAACAAGGAGAGCUUUGUCCCACCGAUAGUACAGGGUGAUGUGUUUUUUCCUGCUCUGUUCAUUCGUAUCAUUUGAUCUACUAACAUAUAGACAUCUAAUCCCAUUUUCAUGAGGCAUAAUCAUACUUAGCUCCAAAUCCUCAAAUUUUGUAGCAAUUAGUGCGACUAAUCUGCGGAUGGUCCAAUGGCCAUGAUAGCA